Branchiostoma floridae (Florida lancelet) is the source of this 3552-nucleotide messenger RNA. Its product is annotated as 60 kDa SS-A/Ro ribonucleoprotein-like. Gene Ontology annotation, molecular function: RNA binding. Lineage: Eukaryota; Metazoa; Chordata; Leptocardii; Amphioxiformes; Branchiostomatidae. Bases 1 to 1575 code for a protein of 524 amino acids. Gene Ontology annotation, cellular component: ribonucleoprotein complex. The transcript has 8 exons. The record is from RefSeq and is a predicted model, not a curated record.
AUGGCAGAGCAAAAUGCUACAUCUAACUGUAGUGUCACGGAUCUACACCGUGUACGCCGGUUCCUGUGUUUGGGGACAGAAUUAGGGACCUACACUCUUGACGAAAAGAUCAAGCUUGGAAAGGAAAACGCAGAGAGCCUCGUGAGGCUGAUACAUGAUGGGAGGGGCGAGGAAGUGGUGGAAGAGAUCAGCAAGUUUUCCAGGGAAGGAAAAGCGGUGAAACAACAGCCGGUCAUCUUUGCACUCGCCCUGUGUGCCAGAGAAUCGGACGUGAAAACCAAACAAGCUGCUUACAAGGCAUUGUCUAAGGUGUGUCAGACUCCCACUCAGCUGUUUGCUUUCAUCAACUAUGCGGAGACCCUGAGUGGCCAGUCUACGGGGUGGGGGCGCGCCCAGCGCAGGGCCGUGCAGGCCUGGUACAACGAGCAGGACCCCAGACAACUGGCGCACCUGGUGACCAAGUACAAACAUCGGGAAGGGUGGACUCAUAAGGACCUUCUCAGGUUAUGUCAUCUCAAGCCCACCAAUCAAGGAGUUGCAGUUGUCAUCCGGUACAUUGUCAAAGGGUUGGAAUCUGCGGAGAAAGAGUUUGGCACGGAAGACGCGCCAGAUGACGUGAAAAACGUGCUGGCGUUCCUCCGAGCGGUGGAGGAUGUGAAGAACAUGAGGGACGAGAGCGCUGUGGCUGGACUGGUGGAACAGCACAGGCUGGACAAGGAACACAUUCCAACUCAGUUGCUCAAGUCUAAAGAGGUUUGGAGAGCCCUGCUCCAGGACAUGCCUAUAACAUCACUUCUCAGGUACCUUGGCAAGAUGUCUACCAUUGGUCUGCUGGCUCCUCUCAAUGACCAAUCACAGUUGGUCUGUGAAAGGCUCACUGAUGAGGAGCAGUUGAAAAAGGCUCAUGUUCAUCCACUUCACAUGCUGACAGCCCUGAAGCAGUAUGAGAGGGGACGCGGAGACAAGGGCAAACAGAAGUGGGUGCCAGAUCCUCAGAUCAUGGAGGCACUCAACACUGCUUUCUACAACUCCUUCAAGAACGUUGAGCCGACCAACAAGCGUAUCUUCCUCGCUGUUGACUGCGGGCGUUCCAUGGCUUUCAGCGGAGUCAACGGGUCCUCGGGUCUCACGGCCGCUAUGGCCGCGGGCACCAUGGCCAUGUGCGUGGCCAGGACCGAGCCUGACAGCCACGUGUUUGGCUUUACUGACCAACUGGUGCAGCUGACCAUUACCACAGACAUGCGCCUGGACCAGAUCUUACAGAUAGUUGGAGCUACACCAAAAGGAAGAACAGACUGUGUGCUGCCCAUCCAGUAUGCCAAGGACAACAACAUACCAGUAGACAUGUUUGUGUAUCUCACUGACAAUAAAACUGGUACAGGAGAUAUCCCCCCAUCUGAAGCCCUGAAACAGUACCGAGCUGCCAUGAAGAUAGACGCCAAGCUGUGCGUGUGCGCCAUGUCCAGUAACAGCUUCACCCUCGCGGACCCAGAGGAUGCUGGGAUGCUCGACAUCAUCGGAUUAGACAGCCUAGCGCCGCUCGUCAUCAGGAAUUUUGCCUUGGGAGACAUUUAAUGUUGGCUUUUUUAGCGUACAUUCAUUAUCGUCGAGAGAAAGGGUUCUUCUGUCACAAAUAGGAAACAAGUAUAGCAUGAUCACUGCCUUGUUGUUUUAUAUGUUGUCUCAUGUUUGGGAGAAAAUAUAAGAAUAAUUGAACUGGAGAUAUGCUUUUUUUUAUUUCAAUAAUUAAUUUUUACUUUAGUAAGCAGUUGCAAGUUUUUAAAUCUACAACAUUUGGAAUCCAGGUGUUUGGAAGUUAGGACAUGUUGUGUACAUGAUAAAUGGUAUUCUACAAUAAUGCCAAUGCUAUAAAAUUUUUAGAAUGAAUUUUGAAACUUUUCAAGCUGUUUGCACAUUAGUUUAGUUUUAAGUUUUGAUGUGGUUGGUCAACUUAUCAUGAUCGAGAAAAAUCUAUGGUGUGCCAAAUUUUUAAGAAAGUCCUUGAAACAUAAUCAUGUUGCUUUGUUUAUUAAUCACAUGAUACAUGUACUGUAACUUCUCUAAAAUUGGCUUCAUGGCUUGAAUAAGCUAUGUCAACUUGUGUGGAAACAAUGUAAGGUAAGAGUGUUGUUUUUUUCUCCUCAAAGGUAAAUAUUGAAUAACUUUUUAUAUGAAAAAUAAAGAACAGGAUAAUGUAUCAUGGAAACUAAGAGAAUAUGGGUGAACACUUUCAUCAGUUUGGCAAAUCACUGAAUAAUGAAAUUCUUUGUAUACAACCAAGUGUCAAUGCACUGUGUGUGAGUACAUUUCAAACACUGCAUUAACUAGCUAUGUAUGUAAUUUAUGUAAAUACUUAGUGUUUGGGACCACAUCUGUAAGCAGCGCCACCUAUGCUGCAGUACCAUGUGAAUUGCCCUAAAGGAAGGUAACAGUUGGUCACCAAAACAUAGGUUGAACUUGCAAGAAAUACUUGGUUGUGUAAAAAGAAUUUUGUAGUUAUUCUGCUAACAGAACACACUCUGUCAGGGAGUCGGGAACAAAGAAUUGGUGUAUUUGCUGGUCUCCUUUACUUGAGUUUUAAAUGAAUUGACUGAGCGUUCUUUUAAGUACAAUUGUGAUUCAAAAGUAGAGGUAGUAGGAUAUAGUUUGGUGACUCUGGUAUGUAACAUAGAGGUAGCAAUAUGUAGGUCUUUUGAACUGAUCAUUUUUUGGUUGGAAUUGGAAUAUUCUGUCCAAAUUUAAGCAUUGUACGUUGCCAGAUUUUAGCUGAAUUAUGUGCACUGUUUCUUGUGAGGAACAAUAGAUUACCAGUUACAAUGCUUUUUAUGCAUGUUUUAUAAUUUUAAAAUUAUAGGAAUGUAGUGUUGAAAUAAUGGUCUGUGUUGCAGGGUAGUCAGAAUAACAGUUGUAGUGUUGUUACUGGACAAUACUGGAAAGUAAUUUUGGCGAUGCCUCAGGGGCAGAGCCUGUUGUGGUUCUCUGGAUUUGGUUUAAAACUAUUGUUAAGCAUUUGUGUGAGAGCAUAUGCUUGUUGUAACUGACAUGUCUUCUCUGGUGAGAAUUUGAAAAAUUUGAUAGCAAAUAUCACAGGGUUUGGGUGAAGUUGAAAAGCAAAGGGCUGGUUAUUUCCUGUGCAUUACCGAUAUGCUGUGUUUGACAUCUUUGCAAUAUGUCAGACAGAAAGUUGAGUUGUACAUGCUUCUACUUGCUUGUCGCACAUGUAGGUGUCUAUACGUCAUCCCCGAUAUUGUGGAAAUGAAGAUUUCACUUUUAAGUCAGAGAUGUUUGCCACUUAAGCUGCAUUUUAUGAGUUUUUGUUGUUGUUUUACAAGCCCUAGCCUGGAAUUGCUACAAUCUAACCAUACCACUGUCACAGUGGUAAAAUGUACCAUAAAUGCUGAACAUAGGUGGUAUACAAAAACUGAUGUGGAGAGAGUUACAGGGAACAUGUUCACUGGUUACAGUAUUUAGAGUGGAUUCAGAAGGGCUCCCUCUACUUCCCAUGUUCUGAAUUGCAGCUCAGUAAUUUGAACAUUUAAUGAAUUUUGCAUC